Messenger RNA from Plodia interpunctella (Indianmeal moth), 4435 nucleotides. RefSeq names its product failed axon connections (gene fax). The record is from RefSeq and is a predicted model, not a curated record. The coding region runs from base 218 to 1354 and encodes 378 amino acids. The transcript is spliced from 6 exons. Gene Ontology annotation, cellular component: cytoplasm. Lineage: Eukaryota; Metazoa; Arthropoda; Insecta; Lepidoptera; Pyralidae.
UUUCUCAGUUGACUAGCGGCUUUGCGGAUGCGGCAUUGUACGCGCGAGUAGUGACAGGCAGGCACAGUGUCUCAGUCCGUUUCAUAUUUUAAUUGGCGCUAUUGCUAUAAUUAACGCAUUUGUUGACGGCAUAAAAUUUAUUAAACUAGACGCGAUCCGUUGUGUCUUGUGCGUGAUAACAAAAAGGUAUAACUGUAAUUUACAUACCUAGUUCAAAAUGGCAACAGAAAUAACGAAUAACGUACCCGAAAACACAGAAAAAGAAAAAGAGCUCAAGGAGGACGCGCCGGCAGACAAUGGCCAAACUAAAGAAGAAGCUCCGGCCGCUUGUGAAAAAACAGAUGAAAAGGUCGAGGAGAAGAAAGUAGAGCCUGCCCCGCCUAAGCCGACGGUACACAAAGCCAAUUUUGAGAAAGAUAUCGUGUACCUUUACCAAUUUUCACGAACUCCUUUGUUGCCAUCAACUUCCCCUUACUGCUUGAAAGUUGAAACAUGGCUCCGUCUUGCUGGUAUCAAGUACGAGAAUGUGGACCACAAGGCAAAAUUUAGAUCCAAAAAAGGUCAAUUACCUUUUGUGGAAUUGAAUGGCGAAGAAAUUGCUGACAGCACAUUUAUCAUCAAAGAACUGUCGGAGAAGUACAAUAAGGAUCUUGAUGCUGCUCUGACGCCGGAGCAGCGGGUGGUGGCACACGCGAUGAUCUCCAUGAUUGAGAACCAUCUCUCAUGGGUCAUUAUGUGGUGGCGCGCCAAGUAUCCCGACAGUGUCAUUAAAGGAUAUCAAGUGAAUCUACAGAACGCGCUCAACACUCGCCUGCCAAAUCCCAUCCUGAACUUCUGUUUCAAGCUUACAUCUGGGCGCAAGGGAAUGAAGAAGGCCAAAGCCCAUGGUAUCGGCGUCCAUAGCCAGGACGAGAUCCUUGAGUUCGGCAAGAACGAUUUGCGUGUGCUUUCAGAUUUGUUGUCCGAUCGUCCAUUCUUCUUCGGUGACGAACCAACACUUCUGGACGUGGUUGCGUUCUCAAAUCUCGCGCAGUUGCACUUCAUAGACAAAGAGGUGGCACACCCCCUGCGAGAUGCGAUGAACGAUUCCUUCCCGAACCUGGUGGGCCUCGUCUCCCGCAUCAAGGAGCGUGCUUUCCACGAUUGGGAUGACAUUUGCACCACUCUUGACUUGAAUGCGCACCUUCCCAAACCUGUGAAGGAGGUCAAGGAGACCAAGGAGGGUACCGGCCCCGCUGAAAAACAACCGUUGCCAGAUGACACAGAAAAGGGCAAAGGUGACGAAAAGGAGAAAGAACAAGAAAAAGAACCCGAAGAUAAGAAAGAGAAAGACGAUAAAGAAAAGGAGAAGUAAAUAAUCACACUGUUAUACGGCGAACAGAACAUGUCGGCGAGUAAACGAAUCGGGACAUUUGCUUACUGUUUGUUUCACACAAAGUACUUAUUCUGGUCGUGCAACUGCAAAUGGACUGUGACAACAUGGGUGAAUGCCUCAUGCAUUUAAACAAGAAUUUGUUCAAAAACCCCUUGGUCCCACACUUAUGAACCAGGACAAAACCCCUCAUCGCCAACUCGCCGGCACCCUUAGCAUACAAGUUACACAUAAGAGUCAGACUCGUAAUACGUUCUGUAAAUUAUACUCGUAAUAUGCGUGUAAAUCCAUUUGUCUUUCCCGUUUAUUUCAGUUGUCGACGCUAGUAUGUCGUUACAUUAUUUUGUGUUUUUUGAUUCAAUGUUAGUUUUUAAUUAAUUUGAUCUAUGUCGUGUCGUGAAAAUCCAUGCAAUCGAUUUAUGAACUCCGCUCUUAGAAAUUAAUAAAUGUCUAGUUACAAUAUACUGUACAACAUUGAUUUAGCGCUUCGUAAUAUUCGUUUAUAUUGUAUUAUUCUCUUAUUUUAAAUUUUUAUGAAGUAAUUAUAUUAAUGUCAGAUAAGUAAUUCGGUUGUUAAGGUACUUACAGGACUAGGUAAUUAUUCAAGAAGUAAAUUAAAGUAAAUAGACGUUACUUACAUGUAAAACAUUCAAUGUGUUGACGUAGUUGAGAUCACUCUCUCGUCUAGUUUUAUCUCGUACUCAAUAGUAGUUAAGCUUAAUUAGGGAGCGUAACAUGACUUAUAUAAAAUUUACACCUGUUUAUCUCAAUUUAGUUAUUCUCUUAUAAUUGUUCUCAUUGAAAAAUAUUCUAAUUCAAAAUAUUAAAUCUAGUUACGUAAUUUAUGAUACCAAAAAUUUGGUCUGAAAUUUAGUAAAUAAAUAUGAAAGUAUUAUAACUCGAAAUUGAAGCUUUUGUUACUUUAAAAUGGAAUGAACUGUGAAGGUGGUUUUAGAAUGUUUUGAGAUUCUUGUACUCUAUUGGUUUUUACAAUUAAAAUUUACAAUUUACAAGUUUUUGAUAAACGAGAAAGCCUGGAAGACUGUUUUAUCAUGUUAUUAUAUAAUUCAUAGUCCAUAAAAUUUUGAUAUUAUAUUAAUUGUUAAGAUCUAGGUCGAAUGUACUCAAUUUUAUAAGUACUAAAUUAGUAUUCAAAUUAACUGAUAUAAUCUCUUAGAUGACUUGUAAUUUUGAUGAUUCAAAUGUCAUGGAGUUUUUUUCGUUUCAAUUAUCUUUUGUGUAAUUUGGAUUUAAAGACAAUCAUUAUCAUAACAUGUGGAUACAGGCUAUUUUAACAAAUUAACUAUUUGAGAUAAGAUUAGUUAAGUCAUUUCACCAUUUCACUUUCUUCAUUACUCAUGUUAAAAAAAUACUCACUUAAGACUGGUUUCGAGUCAAUAUUCUCGGAAUUUUAUUGAAAUCUGACUGAUUAAUUAGAUGACAUUGUUCUUCACCUAUAUUUUCGAUUUGUAUAGAUUUGCUUUUGUGCGUCAGAUACUGAAACAGGCUUAUUUAUUAAUAAUAAAAGUAGUAUUUAAUAAUUAACUUGCAUACAUUCCGGUUCAAAGAAAUAUGAUAAUUUCUUGUAUUCUCAUUACGGCUUUGUCGUUAGAUUGGCGUAAUAAAUUAUUUGGUGUUCUGUAUUAGAGAAUGUUGUAGAAAUUAAUGGCUUUAGUGGGUUUGUUUCAGUGAGGUAAAGUUAAGAAUAAUAUAACUAAGCAUAAUUCUGGAAUAAUCCGUAUUAAUAAUUGAUGACUUAUCCUAAGAUAUAUAUAUAGCGAAAUAUUCACAUAAAGAUUUGUUUUAGAUUAAGCGGACUUAGUACCAUAAGGUCUAAGAUAUUUCCGCAUUUAGACAUAGAUUCAAAUAAAUAGAGUAGUAUAAAUCGAGAAAGCGCCACCAGUCUUUCUCAACAGCCGUGCUAACCCCACUGCCAUUUAUUAGAUUCAGAUUUAGGAUUAAUAUAAGAAUCUUAAUAGUGUAGUAAUCAUGAUGUACUCCAUUUGGCAGAUAACUAUCUCGACCGAAACGAUCACCACCUUAUAUUUGGUCUUCAUCACUAAAUUUGAGUCACUACUGUGUACUUCAUAAAUCUAUAAUCCAUUUUUUCUAUAUAAGCCUGUUUCAGUGCUUUAGACAAACGCACACUAUCGCAAGAAGGAUGUCGGAAGUGACCACCUAGACCAUCUGCAGUAAAUACGAAUUGAAUUGAAUGUUUUUAGCUGUAUUAGGGACGUCUGUUUAGCAAGCGGUUAGUCUAGCAAUAGUUAAUCUCUAUUUUUAAGAUUCAAUGGCUCAUAUUAUACAACGUAAUAUACCCUUUUGAGACAAUAAAGAGAAGUAUACUAUUCAAAACAAAUGGUGAUCUCACCACAUUUUUGGUUUAAAAGUGGCAGUUGUUGAUUCAUUCUGUUGUAUUAGUAUAUUUUCAUUCACUAAGACAGUAAAAAAGAUAAAAUAGUUUGAGUGUAGUUGUGUUGAAUUAUUUACAACAACGAAAAGUGAUAAGUUUGCGCGCGUGCUUAUAGGAUCAAAAUUCCAUAUUUUCUGAAAAUUUUAAUCUUUUUUAACAUUCCAAAAGUCUUAAAAUUUAAUCUGCAAUGGAUAGAAAAAUUUCUUUAUUGUCUCACCCAAUAGAUGUAAUUUAUAUAAAUAUUUGAAUAAUUUGUCUGACUCGUAUUGUAAGUUAGGACUAUAAUACAAAUUAAUUACCGUAACUAUUACUUAAAUAGUUUUUUUUUCAAAUAUGUUUAUGUUAUUAUUAGAAUUUUAGGAUGAAUUUAAGAUUGAACUACUUUAUUAUUGAUUUAAAAUUUAUGAUUAUGAUCUAUAGUUUAUGAUUUCUUUGUAUUUUCUUUGUAUAAUCAUAUUAUUAAUUCGCAUAUAGUAAUUGUGGUUUUCAAUUAAUGUGUCAAUAUUUAAAAGUAAGUAAUAUUGAAUUAGAUAUGGUUCGCCAUAAAUGUACCGUUAUAUGCAACUGAGCUUUCAGUGGACACAACCUAACCAUAAGUAAUAUUUCAAUGUAAUAUUCUGUCGCCAUUAAAGUAUAUAUAUCAACCAAAA